Cuculus canorus (common cuckoo) is the source of this 1352-nucleotide messenger RNA. RefSeq names its product 4-hydroxy-2-oxoglutarate aldolase 1 (gene HOGA1). The transcript is spliced from 7 exons. Bases 71 to 1084 code for a protein of 337 amino acids. Lineage: Eukaryota; Metazoa; Chordata; Aves; Cuculiformes; Cuculidae. Gene Ontology annotation, biological process: N-acetylneuraminate catabolic process. Gene Ontology annotation, molecular function: 4-hydroxy-tetrahydrodipicolinate synthase activity; N-acetylneuraminate lyase activity. The record is from RefSeq and is a predicted model, not a curated record.
CGUGCCCCAUCAAACAUUAACAGCCUCUCAGCAGGCCAGGCAGCACGGCUGGUGGUGGCAUCCAGCCACCAUGGCGCUCAGCACCCGCCUCAUUUCACCCCUCUGGCCUGCCCUGGCAGCUCUGCGCUGGGCAGUCCCCCGGCAGCAGCGGGGGCUCAGCACCUCCCCAGGAGUGGGGCGCACCCAUGACCUCAGGGGCAUCUUCCCACCCCUUACUACCCCCUUCUCGCCCACACGGGAGGUGGACUAUGCCCAGCUGGAGGGGAACCUGCACCGCUAUGCCAGCAUCCCAUUCCAAGGUUGUGUUUCAGGGCUGGUGGUGCUGGGCUCCAAUGGGGAGUACCCGUACCUGACACCCCACGAGCGGCUGGAGCUGGUGAGCUGCGUGCACCGGGCUCUGCCCAAGGACCGCCUGCUGCUGGCUGGCUCAGGUUGCGAAUCCACCCAGGCCACUGUUGAGCUGACGGUCAGCAUGGCAGAGGCAGGGGCUGACGUGGCGCUGGUUGUGACACCCUGCUACUACCGGGGGGCCAUGACCAGUGCUGCCCUGGUCCAGCACUAUACCGAGGUCGCCGACUCAUCCCCCAUCCCCGUGGUGCUAUACAGUGUCCCUGCCAACACUGGCCUGGAUCUGCCCCUGGAGGCUGUGGUCACCCUGGCUCAGCACCCCAACAUCAUCGGGAUCAAGGACAGCGGUGGGGACAUUACCCGCAUUGGGCUGAUGGUCCACAAGACGCAGCAGGAGGAUUUCCAGGUGCUGGCAGGAUCCGCUGGCUUCCUACUGGCGAGCUAUGCCCUGGGUGCCUCUGGGGGAGUCUGUGCCCUCGCCAACAUCCUGGGGGCCUCGCUGUGCCAGCUGGACCGCCUGUGCCGCGAGGGCCACUGGCAGGAGGCGCGCAACCUGCAGCACCGGCUCAUCGAGCCCAACACAGCGGUCACCCGCCGAUUUGGGAUCCCAGGACUGAAGAAGGCCAUGGAGUGGUUUGGCUACUAUGGAGGUCCCUGCCGUGCACCCCUGGCUCCGCUGAGUCCCCCCCAGGUUGAGGAGCUGAGGGGCAUCUUCACUGGCAAUGGCUGGUUGUGAAGGGUCCCUGCUCCUGCCCCUUCCUGCCCCAGGAAGGCACGGGAGUGACCAAUACCAAGAGCUGGGGACAUAGUAGGGACUCUGGGAUGUGGCCAGUAAAAAAAUACCCAUCUUGCUCCUUCCUGCUGGACAGGGCUGUCCUGGGCAGAGCAGGGAGGGAGGUAUGGACACCAGCAUUCCCUGGCCAUUGGUAUUCCCACCAGCCCCACCUGGGAAGGGAUGGAUCCCCACACCAUGAGCCAGGAAUAAACCUGCUGCUGGCCCGCUG